This is a messenger RNA of Aspergillus calidoustus, 1356 nucleotides long. Lineage: Eukaryota; Fungi; Ascomycota; Eurotiomycetes; Eurotiales; Aspergillaceae. The record is from the annotation of a GenBank genome assembly.
AUGAUUAGGGGACCUCUGCGCUGGACCUUCGGGUCUCAAAACCUAGCUAGUUCCUUUGGGCAGAAGGGCCUCAUGAUCCCGUCUGUCCAAACUGGAUCGCCUCGUACCUCGCGUAGUCGGAGACUUCUCCUUCAAUAUCUGCGGAAAAGCUCAUCGCUCAGUGCUACAGCAUACAGUCGGACUGUUCAACUACCAAGGCCAGAUGGGAAAUUAUCACCUGCUUUUGGUAAACUGUGGCUAAGAGACAAUUGCCAAUGCUCAAAAUGUAUCCAUCCAGAUACAAAACAACGAAUGGUUCAGUCUUUUUCGAUCCCGCGAGAUAUCGACAUUGUGGAUGCCGUGGUCUACCAAGAGCAGGCCAUCAAUGUGGAAUGGUCUGAUGGGCAUGUUAGCUGCUAUCCUUUCUCCUUCCUAAACAGACGCAUGCGGAAUAUACCCCCUCGCAACCCAGCAAAGCUAGGAGAUAUUCAAUGGCGACCUUUCGAAACAUGCACACCGGGACAAGAACAGUAUCCAACAGUUUCCUACUCUGCAGUCAUGGCCAACGAUAAAGCAGUACUGGAAUGGCUUGAAAACAUUUACAGAUGGGGAUUUUGUUUUGUCAAAGACACGCCUGUUGACCCGCAGGCUACGGAGGCCCUCUUGAACCGGAUAGCUUUCAUCAGGACCACUCAUUAUGGUGGUUUCUGGGACUUCACGGCCGACUUGGCUUUUAAAGAUACCGCAUACACCAACGAGUUUCUCGGAGCGCACACAGAUAAUACAUACUUCACGGACCCAGCGCGAUUACAGUUAUUUCACCUACUGUCACAUGAGAACGGAGAUGGCGGUGCUAGUCUGCUUGUUGAUGGCUUUCGGGCAGCCAAGAUUCUCGCAGAGGAGAAUCCGGGUCAUGCUAAAACACUAAGGAGACUCAGGCAACCAGCUCAUGCAAGUGGCAAUGAAAACCAUUGCAUAACGCCUCAGCAACAUUAUCCAGUCUUUGAUAGGCAUAUCGGCAUGCCACUCCUGUUUCAGAUUCGCUGGAACAAUUAUGAUCGGUCCAUCAAAUGGGAUUGGUCUGUUGACGAACAGUACGAGUGGUACGAAGCGGCAAGGCACUUUGACGAAAUUCUCCGUCGGCCCGACAUGGAAAUUUGGACUCAGCUGGAACCGGGAACAGCAUUAAUCUUCGACAAUUUUAGAAUGCUCCACGGCCGUUCCGCAUUCACCGGGAAAAGAAGGAUGUGCGGUGGCUAUAUCAAUAAUGAUGACUUCCUUUCUCGGUAUCGUCUCCUCAAAUUUGGGCGAGAACACGUUUUGAAUAACCUUGGGAAUGUCAAGCACAGUGCGCCAAAUCCAUUUUUUUAUAUUUGA